UUUCCAGUUGGAAUUUUUUCAGCCUCAGCGACAGUUGCAGUUUUAAUCCAGGCCAAUUUCCGAACGAAUAUAUCAGCAAAAUGUCUGGCAAAGAUAGGCUACCAAUUUUUCCCUCCCGUGGCGCCCAGAUGUUGAUGAAGGCCCGCCUGGCGGGCGCGCAAAAGGGCCACGGACUGCUGAAGAAGAAGGCUGACGCCCUGCAGAUGCGAUUCCGCAUGAUUCUGGGCAAAAUCAUCGAGACGAAGACCCUGAUGGGCGACGUUAUGAAAGAGGCGGCGUUCUCGCUGGCGGAGGCCAAGUUUACCUCGGGCGACAUCAACCAGGUGGUGCUCCAGAACGUGACCAAGGCACAGAUUAAGAUCCGCACUAAGAAGGACAACGUAGCUGGCGUUACCCUGCCCGUCUUCGAGUCGUACCAGGACGGAGCGGACACCUACGAGCUGGCCGGCCUGGCCCGCGGUGGACAGCAGCUGGCCAAGCUGAAGAAGAACUACCAGAGCGCCGUCAAGCUGCUCGUGGAGCUGGCCUCGCUGCAGACGUCGUUCGUGACCCUGGACGAGGUAAUCAAAAUCACCAAUCGCCGUGUGAACGCCAUUGAGCAUGUCAUCAUCCCGAGAAUCGACCGCACGCUGGCCUACAUCAUCUCCGAGCUGGACGAGCUGGAGCGUGAGGAGUUCUAUCGGCUGAAGAAGAUCCAGGACAAGAAGCGCGAGGCCAGGCAAAAGGCUGAUGCCAAGAAGGCGGAGCUCCUCCAGCAGGGCAUUGAUGUGCGCGAGCAGGCCAACAUCCUGGAUGAGGGCGACGACGAUGUUCUGUUCUAAGUAUUAUCUUGUCCGGUUUAUUUGGAUGUUUAUUCCAGCCAGCAAUAUUAUUGUUAAACUAUUGUUCUGUAUCUGUUUCCAUAUUUUAAUUCGCAAAGGCAAGCCACAAAACUUAUUCGCCGUAGCAAAAUGUGUGUGUAGUCUAUUCCAAUAAGCUGAAAAAGUAUGUAUUCCAUUUUGUAGUGUAGUGUAAGCUGCGCAAAUCAUGCAUUAAAGUCUUGUUGUUUCAUACAAAA
This is a messenger RNA of Drosophila serrata, 1057 nucleotides long. It is a transcript of the gene Vha36-1, whose product is annotated as V-type proton ATPase subunit Vha36-1. Gene Ontology annotation, molecular function: proton-transporting ATPase activity, rotational mechanism. The record is from RefSeq and is a predicted model, not a curated record. NCBI's taxonomy places the organism in Eukaryota, Metazoa, Arthropoda, Insecta, Diptera, Drosophilidae.